AAAAGGAGUCCAGUGUAAAGACAUUUGCUGGCAACUGACUUGUAACAGCCUACUGUGCGUUUCUUGUGUUUCUCGGCGCUGCAGAAGCUUGUCAUUCUUUAUGAAUUACACCCAAAGCACGAGGCGUCUCUUUACAUUUAGUUGUAUUAGCUGUGUUGAGAGGACGAUGCCUUUGAGGACCGGACUUUUUCUCCUGAUGGUGCUGAACGCAUCUGCAAAUGAACUGGAUCAAAACGAGUCUUAUUCGCCCAGGAGAACACGCUUUUCUACCAACAGCCCUUCAGAUGUGGCACGCUGUCUCAACAGUGCCCUCCAAGUUGGCUGCGGAGCCUUCGCCUGCCUGGAAAACUCAACUUGUGACACAGAUGGCAUGCAUGACAUCUGCAAAUCCUUCCUUUACAGUGCUGCUAAAUUUGACACUCAGGGUAAAGCAUUUGUGAAGGAGAGCCUUAAGUGCAUUGCCAAUGGCAUCACCACGAAGGCAUUCCCCACCAUUCGCCGCUGUUCCACCUUCCAAAGAAUGAUAUCUGAAGUCCAAGAGGAGUGUUACAGCAAGCUGGAUAUCUGCACUGUUGCCCGAUCGAAUCCAGAUGCUAUUGGCGAAGUGGCACAGCUACCGAGUCACUUCCCCAAUAGGUUUUAUGGUAAGCUGCUACAGAGCCUGAUGGACUGCGAUGAGGACACAGUGGACCGCGUCAGGACCAGCAUGGUGUCGCGGCUCGGCCCAGAGAUGACCAUGCUUAUUCAGCUGCUGCAGAACAAGCCCUGCCCGUCCACUGCUGUGGCUGCAGCUGCCGCCAUCCCGACUGGAGUGGAGGGCCGUGGGAGCUGGCGCUGGUCCAUGGGUCCCCAUAUGUACAAGAUCCAGCCUAAUCUGCGAAACAGAGACUCUGCCAGCCAUUUUGGCAAAAAGCGCUCUGCCAGUGACAGCUCCUAACUUCCACACAGAUUCAGAAACUCCACAAAAAACCAUCAUGAAAGCUCCUCUGUUCCCUAGGGGUGGUAAAACUCCGCUAGACUGGAAGUCACAGAAACAUGCACCUCUAGGGAAUGCGGUGAGAGUAGAUAUCAGAGUUUGAUUGUUGUUAUGUUGUAUAUCCUACACUUUAGGCUUGAGAGAACCCCCCUUCCAUCGAGUCCACUCACAGUUAGUGUCGAACAUGUGGCUGUUGCAUCUGUGCGACGAGGCGUUCCUGUUCACUCUUCUUCACCUCCUCCAACAGAGAUGAAGCCUUGAGAAGUCGUUUGAAGCCAAGCAUAAAACGGAAAGAAAAAAAAAACAGCCAUACUGGUUAACGCCUCGAGAGCACAAGUCUGUACUUUUAAAAAGACAAAAACACAAUCUCAUAACCCCAACAUUUGUUCAUGAAUAGAAACCAGUAGUCGGAUUAUUACUAGUUCACCGAUAGGAAUGGGAAAUUAUUGGUAGAUGUAGUUAACAUUUCAGCGAUGAGACCUGUCAAAUUGUGAGCAUGAGAUGUGGAAAUGAGUUUCAUAUCUAUUUCCUGACUAACAUAACAGUUAAAUUUACUGUACACUAAGUUAUCUGAGACAGCCAUAGCUCGCCCUCUAAAAGAGGUCCAAGGGGUUUCGUGAUAACCUUUGAGAGGUUACCUUAAACUGACCAAAAAAACUUCAAACUGCCCUGAAUGCUAUUCAUGAAAUACCCAAAUAGUGUAUAGCUAUAGAGCACUUAUUAGGGGUGUCACGAUUUUCAUUUUAAAAUAGAGAUUAGAGAGUUUUAGAUUUCCACUAUCGAAAUCAGAAGCAGGAGCAGCGAUUUCACCAGUAAUUUGACUUGCGCAAGUGCGAAUAAAAAACAAAACAGACACAGUGUAGCUUACCGGCUGGUAGCUUGCAGCUAAAGACACAGGGCAACGUUAGCUUACCGGUAGCCUGCAGCUGCUAUUUUCCAGACACCAUGGCCACUGCCGGAGAUAACAGAGAAAAAAAAUCAGAACCUGCUGUCCUGAAGUCACCGUGUGGAAACAUUUUGUCUUCCCUGUGAGUGAGUUAGGGAAACAAACAACGAAUGUAAAGCAUGUGGGCUCCGACGGGACUUCCAACACAAUCUCACUCCCAGCACGUCCAAAACUGUAGCUUAGUCAGGGGCCUUUGUCGUUUGUUACUGGAGCAAAAAGUCGACUUUAGUGUCUCAGUCAGACGCAGGGGGCUUUCAACUAAUCAACUAACUCAAAAAAAAUGAAACCCAACCCAUCCGCGGCGAUAUUCAACGCUCUGGGUACCCAUUUGGUGUCAUUGUUCAGCAUGCAUGGUAAAAACACUUAGAUACGGUUAGGGAAAGAUCGUGGGUCAGAUUACAAAAUGCACGUUUAAGUGACACGUGGGACAAGAACAGGACACGAAUCCCGGUCUCCUGGGUGAAAGUCCUGUGUUGUUUGACACAUCCACCACCCCAACUUGCCUUCUUACGCUUUCAGUCCUUAAUACCACUCCCUACCAAUGUUGCUCUUGUCGUCAUCUUACGGCGCGACGGUCGAGCUGCUGCUCUGCCCGGUGCGUCCCGUACAGACGCUAAAGGGUGCCUUGUGCGUCGGUAUCUGACGCUGAGAACCACUGACCAGGCAUCAUGGUUUGACGCUUGGUAAACUAAAAGGUGCUUUCAAUUGCACUAAUUUUGGAAAAACUCAAACUGUUGUUGUAAAGUACCCUUCUGCCAUCUAGUGGUUCACGUAUAGUCCUCUUUAAACGAACCAAACUCGGUCUAAAGUGGUUAAAAAAGUCGACCAACAGAAAAGAGACUCAGUCCUUUUUGCGUUCACAUUGUCAGCUUACUUGAAAGAGGAGUCACUUCUCUUUCCGAUGGGGCCUCAGGGCUAAAAUACAUACAGGACAAAAGGCAAAACAAACCUGAAACGUGUCGUGUUCACAAUGCACAGGUCAAGAAAAACGCAAUGCGGACUUGAAGCGAACCGUACUCAGACCACCUCCAGAAGAGGUCUGAGUACGGUUUGUUCCAGAGGGGUCUCAGUCCCUUUGGAGUGUUCACAUAUGUACAUAUCGAUGAAAAACUAACCAUUGGUUCCAAAAGGGGUCCAAGUCCCUUUGGAGUGUUAACAUAUACGCAAACAAAAUGCUGACUAAUGUCUUGAGUUCCUUUGAAGGGCUGAAACGGACCAAGUGUAAAAAAAAUUGUGGCUUUUCCUUCAAUGUUUUAAAUUGAAAAUCGAAUUCAAUCGUGACCUUAAAACGGAAAGUAAAAUGGAAUCAUGGAUUUGGAGAAUCGUGACACCCCUAACUAGCACUUCUACUUGUUUGUUUUCUGAUGGCAGAUGUAGCCAUGGUCGUGUGCUUUUAAACCAUCAUCCUGCACAUAAGGAUUGUCCAGGUCAUGGCCAAGUCUAAACCAUCAGAAAAAAAAAAAGUCAAUUUUGCAUAUCUUGUAUCCAGACACUUGUAAUGCAUACGACUGUUGAAGCUCUACGGUUUAUGUGGGACCAUGUUUAGUGGAAUCUGUAUCCUGUAUCCGUUCUUAUUAACUGAGCGUGAAGCAGUAGUGUAUGUGCAGUAGCUGAUUAGCACGUUCACCGGUGAGACUGAGAGGCAGCCAUCUUCUUGGACUGAUGAUCGUCUUUCUCUGCGGUGAAUAACGUGACAUACACACUGGCUUCCAGUGUCGAGAUUGAGAGUGACUAUUUAAAAAAAAAAAAAAUAUGCCUUGUUGUAAUGAUAUUUAUUUUCCUACAAUAUUAUUUAAUGUUUUUUUUUUAUUUUAAAAUUGCAUUAUUGUAGUUUUAAUUAGUUGAUAGAUUUUAAAAAGCAGUUCAGUCAGGGCUCCUAUUUGAACCUAUAUGAGCUCUACGCCAAAAAAAAAAAAAAAAAAAAAAAAAAAGAAGUGAGCCGGCACUCUGGUGACUGAAUGGGACCCGUGUCAUGACUCUGUGCUGGCCAUAGGGGAACAAUGUUGGUCAUUCACGCCCGGGGGAUGUACUUUAUGGGUGUUACAAGGGACCACAACAAAAACGAUAGCUUCAUUUUGACACACUUUCUGGUUGAAAUAAAGGUUGUCAUUGCAGCUGCUAGAUGCGCUUGUUCAGUGCUAGG
Molecule: messenger RNA, 4065 nt
Organism: Perca fluviatilis (European perch)
Lineage: Eukaryota; Metazoa; Chordata; Actinopteri; Perciformes; Percidae
Gene: stc1
Product: stanniocalcin 1
Exons: 4
Coding region: 101-937 (278 amino acids)
Biological process (GO): intracellular calcium ion homeostasis
Cellular component (GO): extracellular region
Molecular function (GO): hormone activity
Source: RefSeq, a predicted model, not a curated record